This is a messenger RNA of Lutzomyia longipalpis, 3112 nucleotides long. RefSeq names its product uridine-cytidine kinase (gene Uck). The coding region runs from base 73 to 849 and encodes 258 amino acids. Gene Ontology annotation, cellular component: cytosol; cytoplasm. The transcript is spliced from 5 exons. The record is from RefSeq and is a predicted model, not a curated record. Gene Ontology annotation, molecular function: kinase activity; ATP binding. Lineage: Eukaryota; Metazoa; Arthropoda; Insecta; Diptera; Psychodidae.
AAUUUCUUCUUGUGUGGAGAAGAAAAAAAAGUUUUUAUUUUUAUUUCGUCGUACCAAAGAAAAAUAGUGAAAAUGAGUGAAAAUUCAGCUUAUUUGGGGGUGAAUGGUGCAAAAAGUAGUGCCACAGUUAAUGGUGAAGUGAAACAACCAUUUUUAAUUGGUGUAGCAGGUGGAACGGCAUCGGGAAAGUCAACAGUGUGCAAGAGGAUAAUGGAGCAAUUGGGGCAAGCUGAUAUGGAUCAUGCACAGAGACAGGUUGUCUCCAUCAGCCAGGACAGCUUCUACCGGGAAUUGACAGCGGCGGAAAAGGCAAAAGCCGAACGGGGACAAUUUAACUUUGACCACCCGGAUGCAUUCAAUGAGGACAUGAUGCUCCGGACGCUCAAGGACAUUCUGGCCGGGAAGAAGGUGGAAAUCCCCGCAUAUGACUACCGCACCAAUUCCCUGCGUCCUGAGCGUCUCAUCACCAUCUACCCCGUGGAUGUGGUGAUGUUUGAGGGUAUCCUCACGUUCUACUUCCCCGAAAUUCGUGAUCUCUUCCACAUGAAGCUCUUCGUGGACACGGAUUCAGACACUCGCCUGGCACGACGUGUCCCACGGGAUGUCAAUGAACGUGGCAGGGAUCUCGAUCAGGUGCUCAACUACUAUCUCAACUACGUGAAGCCAGCUUUCGAGGAAUUUUGCUCACCGACAAAGAAAUUCGCCGAUGUCAUCAUUCCACGAGGAGCUGACAACACAGUGGCAAUAGACCUUAUUGUGCUCCACAUCGGUGAAUUGCUUCGUUCCGGAGGCUCCACGGCCAAUCUACCGCCACUCUUUCCCAUGCAACGACGUGACCGGGAGCAUUAGAUUUUAGUGAUUAAAUGCGAUGUAGAAUAAAAAGAGAGAAAGUUGGAACAAUAAAAAAAGCGAGAGGAUUGUUCCAGCACGCAAAGUUGAGCGCUUUUGCACCACAAAAGGAUACUCAUGAUGGGAAUAUCCUCUUGUACUUAGAUACCUAACUACUUAAAAAAAAAAACAAGAAAACAAAGUCAAACAUUUUGUAGAAAAAAAAAGUAAAAUUUUAAUGUUGUUAGACACGCAAGGAGAAUUGCUGUAAAAACCAAAAAAAAAAUUUAAUCUGUCUAUUUAGUUGAGUAUCAAUGUACUAUACUUAUUAGUCUCUGGUAUUCUACAGCGUUGCUAUUAACUGCUGUUGCACAGAAAAUUAUCAAUUUUAUUUUUUUUUAAUAAAGAAAUAAACAAUUCCAGGCUUUGAUUUGUUUAUUAUUUUUCAAUUAAAAUGUGUACUUUGAAAGCUUCUUCGUAUUAGUAGAACUGUAGAAUACCACAAGUAGCUAUUUCCUAUUAUUACAUUAUGCUUGUAAAAUUCAUUAACCAAAAAAUAAUGAAUUCUAUUUUAUUUCUUUUGUAUACGUAUUUACAUGUUAUUUUGUAUUGAAAAAAAAUAUUUUAUUGAAUUAUUAUUACUGUAAACUGUCGUUUUAUCUAUUCUUUUGUAAAGUAUUCUAUAAGAAACAUGUAGGAAUUUUUAAAUUUAAAUAGUCUUUAAGGUCUUAUUAAGUCUUUAAAGGCUUCAGAUGCAAAACUUUUCCGUACACAAAAGCUUUUACAGUUAAGCUCGCGCAGUAGGACCGUCCUCAAUACCGCGGAGAAGUCCUAUUGAGGACGGUCCUACUGCACAACUUGGCCGUAUAAAAUCCUACAAAUCUAAACAAACGAACAAAAUAUUGGAAGAAUUCGUAAAUAAAAUAAAUUCCCUAAAAACCAGUGUGUUACACAAAUAUAUAUUUUUUUAAAUACACUAAAUGAUUUAAAAUUUAUUGUUUAAUAAACGGAGGAAUGUCCUAAAAUAACAUAUAUUUCUGUAGAUGAAAUGGAAUUACUUUUUUUAAGAUUAAUAAAGGUAAAACAAAUUAUUCACUUUAAUUACGUCAAGGAGUUAAACAAAAAGGUUUUACCUGUUGUUUGAGAUUUUAUUCAUUUUCUGAAUUUUAAAACAGAAUUUCGAUAUUUUUACUCACUCCUUUUGAAUUCUAUUCACCCCAGUUUACGAUUAAAAGUAAAUUUUUAUUUUCACAUCCCUUUUAGAAUUUUUUUUUACAAAGUUUUCCAUUUUGAAAUUCAAUUUACUCAUUAUCCAGGAAUAAAUAAAUUAAUUUUGGAUAAGAAUCUCUUUCAAUAAGAUUGGAAAAACUAUUUUUUUUUAUUAAAAAAGAAAGAUAAUGAAGUAGGAAGGAGAAUUUAUUAAAUAAUCAUGAAAAAAAUUAACAAUAAUUAAUUUCCGUAAAUUAAUUAAAACAUACCUACUUAAUUUUACUUUCUUAUAAAUGAAAAUGAUUUGAUCAUCAGUUCGUGGCAAAUCUUUGUAAAUUCUUGUAUGCGGAGAGAAUUAGAAUUUUUAAUUCAAGAAAUAUAAUUUUUUUCACGGAUUUUUAAUAAUUUUUGUUCUUUAGUUUAUUCAGCUAAAUUAUUCAUUGUUAGAUGGAUUAGAAGCGUCUUUUUUUAUAAUUCAUGAGACAUUAAACGCUGAGUUGUAUUGAUUUACAGUAAAGACUUGUAGAACAGCCUUAUUUUAUACAAAUUCAAUUAAUUUACUACGUAGCAUAAAAGAAACGAAUAAAUAAUAUCCUUAUUUUGUAUUAAAUCCGAAACAUUUUUUUUUUCAUUGAGAAAAUGUUGUAAAAUGAUUUUCAAAGGAAAGGUUGUAAAAUCACAUUUUCCAGUGAAAUUAGAGAAAAUAAACAAGCAGAAAAUCCUUUAAGUAUGUUUUGAAUUCUUCCACAUUGUUCUAGAGCUCAAUGAGAACACGAAGAUUGCUUAAAAACUCAAGGAAAAUAUUCUAAAAUCUCAAUAAUUUGUCAUAAAUUAAAAACUCUACAUGUUUCUUAUAUCAAUGCUAUUAAUGAGAUACUUUAAGCAUUUUUCCUUCCAUCUUCCCACCCACGCACAAAAAAAAUGAAUAUGAAAGUCAUUCUGAUAACUCUCAAAUCAUCAUUCCCGUUCUUUAAAUUUUUUUUACGUGAAAAUUGAACCCUAAAUUAUUUCCAUUUCUGUAAACCAAUAAAAAAAAUCUUUUUAGUGAGUGUGAAUAAAAAUAUUCUUCAAUGAA